AUGCAGUCUGGUAAAGCGUCCCCAAGUUUACAUCCGGGAAGGCGCGACCCGAGCCCGUUAUGGAACCGUGCGCUGGAAAGAUAUCGAGAAGAACUUUCAGAGAACGACUCUUAUGAUGAUAUCCUUGGAGACACAGGAUCCCUUCAAGAUGUGCUUGAACACAUCAAGACGUUCGAGCCCGAGAUCUCCCAUGAUCGGGCCAAGCUCGUCUCGUUCCAUCGACUGGGCCCAGUGCUCAAGUUUGUCGAUGACUUUUCAGCGGUCAUCGCCCUCUUCUUUGGUGCCAGUGCCAGGUUGACCGCGUUCGUAUGGGGCAGUAUUCGCCUCAUCUUGUCCCUGGCCGUUGCUGCAAAUGAGAAUUUGCAGAGCAUUCUGGACAUGCUGGAAGAGUUGAGUGUGACCUUGCCUGAGUUUCGAAGUUAUGAAGAAGACCUUCCCAUAGGUAAACCUCUGGAAGCGGCCUUACUCGAUCUUUACACAGAAGUGAUAUGUUUCUAUGCUAGGACCAUCCAUUUCUUCAAGAGCAAUCCUCAUGUCUCUCUACAAAGAAAAGCAUGGGGAGACUUCCAAGGCGACUUCAGCCGCACCAUCCGAAGUAUCAGGCGCAUGUCCUCCAAGGUCAAAGCGGAGGCAGAUCUUGCGCGUAUGAAAAUGAACAAGGAUCGGUACAAAGAAGUGAUUGACUUGGUCCAAGAUCUUGAGAAGGCCAAAGUAGAGGAGGAGUCCUCGGCACGAUGCUUUCUGGUGCCACACGACCCUGACCCGCGCCUUUCAGGACGUCAAGAAGCAAUCGAUGCUAUAGCACAAGUCCUAGAACCUCCUUCCGAUAAGGUUGGAGAGCUCAGGUCGUUCGCUCUGUAUGGGAUGGGUGGAGUUGGUAAGACACAGGUGGCAUUGCUAUACGCAAAGAAUUUCCGCGACCACUACGAUGCGGUAAUCUGGAUUGCCGCUGAUACCUCCUAUGCCAUGGGACAGACUUCGCGGGAUGCCGCCGAGACCUUGGAACUAAUUACACGAGAAUCAGAGCUUAAAGACAUGAAUUCUGCCACCUCUAAGCUACGAACAUGGCUGCAGAACACCAAGUCACGGUGGCUUCUAAUCUUCGACAAUGCGGACGAUGUGGAAAUAAUUGGCCAACUCUGGCCGGUGGGCUCAAAAGGUUCCAUACUGAUCACUUCGAGAGACUUCAACACGGCCCAUAAUCCGGCCAAUGCGGGCUACCAUAUGAAACCGUUCCAUGAAGAGACCGGAGCGGAAGUUUUCCUCUCACUCCUAGGCCACAAAGAUGCAAACAAGGAGACAAUGGAUUUGGCGUUGCAUAUUACACAAAUGCUAGGAGGGCUUCCACUUGCGCUGAACCAGAUCGCAAGUUUCAUCACUCAACGUCAUAUGCGUUUGAAAGAUUUCCCUGCCAUGUAUGACAAACAUGCGGCCGCCAUCGACGCUAAGAGGAGCCGGUUGACGACAUACGAGAAAACGCUGGCAACAACGUGGGACAUUUCGCUCUCCCGGCUUUCAGGAGAUGCCAUUCACCUGCAGAGUCUUCUAGCUCUGCUAGACCCCGACACAAUUCACGAGGAAAUGUUGACCGUGGGAGCAGACGCCGUCUCUGAGAGCGAUUUUGGUUUUCUCGGGGACGAAUUUGAACUAGGUGAAGCGCAGGAAUCGCUGUUGCAGGCAGCCUUACUAGAGAAAAGUCACACGGACCAGACCCUCUCAGUCCAUCGACUUGUGCAAGCGGCGAUCAUUCGAAGAAUGUCGAAGGCGGAGCGUGUUAAAUAUUUUGACGUGGCUGUUAGUAUCCUCCACCGGCAUCUCACAGAUGAAUGGUCGACAGAAGCUGGAUACGAGUUGAAAACAUGGUCAUCAGAGGGUUGGAUUCGACACGAACGGUGCACACGACAUAUGGCCAACUUGAUCAGGCAAUGGAAACGAUACGACAUCGUCACUGAGAGGAAAGACACAUUGUUCGCAGCAUUGAUUCCUUGUGCCCUGUUCCUGAAGGAGCGCGAAUUUUAUGACAAGGCCCAGGAAUUCCUCAACACGGCCAAAGGCCUCAUUGUUGACAAAGAAGGACUAUCAUAUGCCAGAGUGGUCAAUGUCUCUGGGCUUAUCUCACUUGAUUUGAAUGAAGCAAAAGAGUCGAUUGAGCUAUUUCAACAGGCGCUUGCUAUCCGAGAGAAACUCCUAGAGCCUGACCAUUAUCUAACCGCAUGGGUAUACAACAAUAUUGGGCUGGCAUACACCGAACUUGACGACUUUCCCAAGGCACUUGAAUACCAUGAAAAGGCGGUGGAUACGCGACUUCGCAACCAGGAUGGGUUGAUCGGCAAUUCGUACAGCAACUUGUCCAGUUUAUAUCUCAAGAUGGGAGAACCGGACCGUGCAGAGGAAUACCUCUUUAGCUGUCCGUCUCUCAAGGACUGUACCGAUGAAACCUUUUUGAACAAGAACAAUCCCCGAUUCGCAGGAGACAUGGUUCUCCUGUCGCGCAUACGGCGAGCACAAGGUCGAUCAGAUGAUGCACUUCGGCUUGCAUCCAAAGCUCUCAGCUAUAGGAAGCAGUUGCUGGGCAAUGGGUUGGCGGUGUGCGACUCCAUGUACGAUGUUGCGUCGUUGUUGGAUGCCAGUGGCAAUCAAGGAACCGCGGCCCUUAUGCUCAAUGACAUUGUCUCCAUCACUGAAGGACUGUCAGGUAGUCACAGCUAUGCCCAUCGUGCCAGGGCAAGCUACAAGCUCUCCACCAUUUACGACACCAUUGGUCGCAAGGCUGAAGGCGAAGCUUGCAAAGCCACGGCGAUUCAACUUCGACUCAGACUACGUCCGGAGGAGGUUGAAACAGACCUCAGUGAGGAAAGCUUUUCCAAGUUGUGCCCAUGGAUGUUGUGGUGAUGGUGAUCGGGCCGGUCAUGUUGGCCAGAUUCAAUUGUUGUUUGUGGCAGAUGUUUG
Exophiala mesophila is the source of this 2949-nucleotide messenger RNA. RefSeq lists its product as uncharacterized. The transcript has 5 exons. Bases 1 to 2892 code for a protein of 963 amino acids. The record is from RefSeq and is a predicted model, not a curated record. Lineage: Eukaryota; Fungi; Ascomycota; Eurotiomycetes; Chaetothyriales; Herpotrichiellaceae. Gene Ontology annotation, molecular function: protein binding; ADP binding.